GUGUCUGUGUGUGUGUGAGUGUGAGAGAGAGAAAGGCCGCUCUGUCCAGUAUUAGACGCCAGAUGACGCUCUUGUCUAACGGUCUCGCCCUUUUUAGCCCAGACCCUUACAUGAUUUCCAUACCGAGAAGUUAUCGGACACGUUUCCCUAUCUAUCAAUAACCUCCUGGGGAUCAAGCCAAUUUAUGACUGGCCAGGAGCUGCACGUGAUUCUAUUUAAACACCCCAUAUUUGGGCAUUACGCGUCGUAUCAAGAAAAAAAAGGAAAUGAUUUCCUCCACCUAUAAAUCGUGCUCUUUUUUUAGGGCAAGCCGAACGUCCUCUAGAAAUACAAAUAAAGCCCAAUAAACAAAUAAAACUUCUAAACAACUUAUGUACACUUUAUUAGCUGAUUCCGUCUCUGCCGUGACCGAGUGCUUUUUGUGAGUCUCUCCAAAGUUAUAUUGUUUUGGGAAAAGAAUGAGUUCAUACGUUGGAAAGUCUUUUUCUAAGCAAACGCAAGACGCCUCCUCUUGUAGAAUGCACACUUUUGGCAACUAUGGAGCUCACUCUGAGUUCCACGAGUCCAAUUACGCGUACGAAGGACUUGAUCUCGGCGGAUCGUUCAGUUCUCAGAUACCCUCCAACUCUUUGAAACGGGAGGCGAUAAACACAACCGACCGUGCAAGGAACAGUGCAGCAGUUCAGCGAACACAGUCCUGUUCUCUCGGCUCGCGUAGCUUUGUAGGCACUCACGGGUACAACCCCCUCAGUCACGGACUGUUGAGCCAAAAAGCCGAGGGGAAUAUGGAAGUUAUGGAGAAGCCCAGCGGCAAGAGCCGCACAGACGAUAUCAAAAUGGAGACUAAUUCAGCGAUAAAGCAACAAACCAACUUGACUCAGCGUCAGAACCAGUCGCAGGCGCAGAUAUAUCCGUGGAUGACAAAGCUACACAUGAGCCACGAAUCUGAUGGUAAAAGGUCACGAACCAGUUACACCCGGUACCAGACUCUGGAGUUGGAGAAAGAGUUCCAUUUCAACCGAUACCUCACACGUCGCAGACGUAUCGAGAUUGCCAAUAACCUCUGCUUGAACGAGCGCCAAAUUAAAAUUUGGUUCCAGAACCGUCGCAUGAAGUGGAAGAAGGACUCAAAGUUGAAAGUCAAAGGAGGACUAUAAUAACGUGGUGCACAGCUUCAGCUUGAAAAUAAAGGAAGUGUUAACUUGUACUGAAAUAACAAACUAUUUAAAAUAGUUUUUCUUGUUGACAACAGUUGAUGUCUUUCAUUUGUCUACAAUAUCAUGUUGUUAUGUGAAUAUGUCCAUAUUUUCAAUAUUAAUUAUUCGGGCUCCUUUUCCAGAGUGCUGGAGGUGCUUAUUUGAAUAAUGUAUGAGCUUAAACUUUUAUUUGAAUAUACUUUUACUACACUCACUUGUAUCAGUAACUUACAAUAUACCAAGGCCUGCAUCCAGUUAUGUUGACUUAAAUGUAGUUGCAAAUAAUGUGGUGCUUUGCUUAAACAUAAUCAACCUGCCCAUUGCAUUUUGAUGGGACUUGUCUUUUUAUUCAUUGUACUUUCUGUCUUAAAUACAACUAAAAUAUUCACACAAAGGUGGUAAACCGCACGCCAUGAUGAUAAUGCAACAACUGUAGUGUCAUAUUAAACGAUGUUUAUCAUGUUGUCUGUCAGCCAGCAGCCAAAUGGUAAUUUUCUCUUGAGGAUUAAGUCUUUUAAAAUACUGUGCAAUCAGAACAUUUUGCUCGUUUAUUGAAUGUUUUUGGGGCUAUUUCUUCAGAUAGGUACCUUGACUUUUGUUUCUAUACACUCUACUCUUGAGUAGCCUAUAGGGCAUGGCUUGUAAGGAGUGGUUUAUUGAUACCUCUCAUACCAAACAAGCUACACGACCUACUUUUGAGUGAACCGCAUAUGAUCCAUUAUUUCUGUUAUUACAACCGUUUGUUUCCAAAGUUUCACUGCUAAGCCACAUCGAUAAUUUUCCAGUCAGUAAUGUAUUAUUAAAAUAACAAGAUUUAAUUGUCAAUAGUGGCAAUAUAUCAGAACGUUUCGUUAGUUCUGGGUUAAAAGCCAUCUGUGUCCAAUAAAACGUCCAAUGUGGUAUCAUUGUAAAUAAACUUGUUGAAACGUAAAGAAUAUCCAGUUGUUAACAUUAUUAUUAUUAUUUGUAUUAUUAUUAUUAUUAUUUCGUUUUUUGUUUGCUAAAGCAACAGGAAGAAAACGAUGAAUCUUUCUUUACACAAUGCAUUUUUGCUCUGAAGGCCUGUUUGAUAACUCGUGCAGGAAGAAGAAAUCGUUCUGCGCGAAUCUUAAUAUGAUUUUGAUAAAUAUUCGUGCAUCCAUCGAGGACCAAGUCUGAAUUUGUUUACUUGCACUGAUGCGACAUGAUUGAACUUUAACGCUCUGGUCACUUAUUUACAGUAGCCCUUAAACGGAGGCACAUAAAACUUUAUGACCCCAAUAAACUUUUACAGCACUUCCUCUCACCCAUCAGACACUGACAACUGUUUCCUUUUUUAACAAAUCGGCGGAAGUUUACACAAACAUUUCAAAGUGACGUUUUGGUAAACAGAACCCUCAAAAACAAUAAGAUAGUUUUCACACUUAAUCAAAUACUGUCCAACUAAAUUUUGGAGAUAUGAAUUGCUUUUAGAGAAUGCAUUUGCAGUAGGCUAUGAUACAACUGCGUUAUUAAUCGUACCUCGUGUAAAGCACAUAAUUAAAUACGUUAAGAGUGAAUUGCUCAUGCUACGUUAUUGAUGAAAUUUGACAUUUAGAUAAUGAGACAUAUGAUGUUAGUCACCCUGUGUGCCGAAAUCACAUAAUCCAGGCCCGUGUCAAACAAAGGACACAAGAGCGAUGCCUGCGUGUAUAAAAUGCUGUUUCGACUGGUUUCCCCACCC
This is a messenger RNA of Cyprinus carpio (common carp), 2898 nucleotides long. Its product is annotated as homeobox protein Hox-C5a-like. The record is from RefSeq and is a predicted model, not a curated record. Gene Ontology annotation, cellular component: nucleus. Gene Ontology annotation, molecular function: RNA polymerase II cis-regulatory region sequence-specific DNA binding; DNA-binding transcription factor activity, RNA polymerase II-specific. NCBI's taxonomy places the organism in Eukaryota, Metazoa, Chordata, Actinopteri, Cypriniformes, Cyprinidae. Gene Ontology annotation, biological process: anterior/posterior pattern specification; regulation of transcription by RNA polymerase II. The coding region runs from base 459 to 1157 and encodes 232 amino acids. The transcript is spliced from 2 exons.